This is a messenger RNA of Mytilus trossulus (common blue mussel), 2051 nucleotides long. RefSeq lists its product as uncharacterized. NCBI's taxonomy places the organism in Eukaryota, Metazoa, Mollusca, Bivalvia, Mytilida, Mytilidae. Gene Ontology annotation, molecular function: nucleic acid binding; zinc ion binding. The record is from RefSeq and is a predicted model, not a curated record. The transcript has a single exon. The coding region runs from base 7 to 1965 and encodes 652 amino acids.
UCAAGUAUGGACACCGGAAUAUCUAGUUCAAUUAAAGACGCCAUUUCGCAUGAAGUGAAGAAUGCCGUUACUAACCUUCAACAAGACAUAUUGAAUAGCAUUUCUUCUAUCAUGGAUUCCAGAUUAUCGUCUUUCCAAUCCAACAUAAGACAAUCUCAACAGGACAUUUCACAGUCUCAAAUGUACAAAAUCGAGCAGACCGUUACCGACAAUUACUCAUUCAAGAGAAAAGGCAAUGAGAACCAGUUUAAACAUGAAUGCAGGGUACUUUCCAAGCUGAAAGAAGCAGACGUGAACUUAGAAGGGCCAGAUUUGAGCGUCGAUUCCGUACAAACAGCUAAAGCAAAGAUAGUAGAAGGUAUGGAAUUAGUUAAAGAAAGACAAAAACUGAUUAAAAUGGCAGAUUUCUCGGAACUGGGUUGGAAGGUUGUGAGUGAAUAUGUGACAAAUCCUAUCGCCGACAAUUCGGAAGAUGAGAAGAAAAUAAUCAGGGCACAAAACAGAGCAGAAAGAAAACAGAAAGCAGAGAAAUCUAAGAAAAUUGUCCCAAGAAAAGCACCAUACACAAGAGAGAAGACAGAGAAUACCAACCCUUCUUGGAAACCUGGCAGGUGCUUCAACUGUGGAUUGAGAGGCCAUUGGACGGACAAUUGUCCGGAUAAGAAGAAGAUAAGUACUUUUAAAACUUUAUUUAAUUUGCCAAUCUUGACUAAUAGUAUUUGUUCAAAUUUAAAUGAUACUGAACAUAGUUCAAUAGAAACUGAUGGUCACAUGACAGUUUAUUGCAAUAAUAAGGUCAGUUUUAAAUCGCCGUUAAAUGUCACGGUUGGUCAGCCUUCAGGUAUUUUCUCACCUGUUGGUCAGUUAAAAUCUAAAUUACCUGAAUGGAAAUCAAUUACAAGCAAUACACAUAUUUUGGAUGUUAUCGAAAACGGAUACAAGAUACCUUUCAAGACAGAACCAAAAUCAGAAUUGUUGAAGAAUAACAGAUCUUCACUUGAUAAUCCAAAAUUUGUUAAAGAUGAAAUAAGAAAAUUAAUAGAGAAAAAAUGUAUUUCAGAAGUAAAAGAAAGACCGUUUGUUGUAAACACUCUUACAGUUGCUUACAAUAAGAACAAACCUAGGCUGGUUUUAGAUUGUCGGCAUUUGAACCCACAUCUAUUUAAAUUUAGAUUUAAGUACGAAGAUACAGAAAACGCACGAGACCUUUUUAAAAAGGGUGAUUUUCUAUUUAGCUAUGAUUUGAAAUCGGCAUAUCACCAUAUUGAGAUCACAGAAAUACACAGGUCUUUUCUUGGUUUUGCAUUUGUUUUCGACGGCAUUAUGCGUUAUUUUGUGUUUAAUGUAUUGCCAUUUGGUAUUGCAACAGCCGGGUAUAUAUUUACCAAAGUGCUAAGAGAAGUGGUCAAACACAUGAGGGCAGAAGGUAAACGUGUCAUCAUGUUUUUAGAUGACGGUCUCGGAGGGGACAAUGAUUUUGAAAAUUGUAUGAAUAGUAGUUUUGAAGUUAAGAAUACACUCGAAAGAUUAGGAUUUUUAAUAGCUCAUGAAAAAUGUCAUUGGUUACCUAGUCAGAGUAUGGAUUGGUUAGGUUACACAUGGGAUACCAUAAUAGGUAGAGUUUUUAUUAAGGAAGAAAGGAUUGAGAAAGCCGAAAAUAGUAUUCGCAUAUUAUGCAGAGAAGCUACAAACGGUAGAUUGUUAUUCAGUGCUAGAUUUUUAGCCAGUAUUUUGGGUCAAAUCAUUUCCAUGAUGAUUGUUAUUGGUGACAAGGUGAGAUUGCACACCAGAUACUUGUAUGAUUGUAUCAUGGGACGAGCAAGUUGGGAUGCUCCUGUAAAGAUGAACCCAGAUGCUCUUACAGAAAUUUUAUUCUGGGAAAGCUCGCUCAGAAAAUUAAAUGAGCAGGGUGUUGACAUUUGCAGAGUUGAUCAUGAUUUUGUGUCAGAUUUUGACAUUUUUUGAGACGCCUCAGAUGUAGGCUUCGGUGGUUAUUUAUCCACUCAGUUUAGCGUUGUUACUUGUGUUGACAACAGUGAAAUGUCAGGUAA